Molecule: messenger RNA, 618 nt
Organism: Drosophila eugracilis
Lineage: Eukaryota; Metazoa; Arthropoda; Insecta; Diptera; Drosophilidae
Product: thioredoxin, mitochondrial
Exons: 2
Coding region: 94-522 (142 amino acids)
Biological process (GO): cell redox homeostasis
Cellular component (GO): mitochondrion
Molecular function (GO): protein-disulfide reductase activity
Source: RefSeq, a predicted model, not a curated record
CUCUCUACCUCCUUGUUGUUGUGAUUCUCUUGUCAUUAUUUUGCAAUCAUUUCAUAUAAAAAUUUGCACUUGGAAGAACCGAUAAAAUAAGCGAUGCAGCGACAGAUUGUUAAUAUCCUAGGACAGGCGACGCGCCGUUUGGUUAGUGGCCAGCAAAUCCGCACGUUGUCAGUUUCUGCUCGGCGUCAGGAGAUCUUUCAAGUCCAGAGUGCCGAGGACUUCGACAAGAAAGUCAAGAACAGUCAGAAGCCCGUGAUUGUUGACUUUUUCGCAACAUGGUGUAAUCCCUGCAAGAUGCUGACUCCGCGAAUUGAGAGUAUUGUGGGUGAACAAGCGGGUUCCAUUAAAUUGGCAAAAGUGGAUAUUGAUGAGCACAGCGAACUAGCUUUGGACUACGAUGUGGCCGCCGUUCCCGUCCUGGUGGUAUUGCAAAAUGGAAAGGAAGUACAGCGCAUGGUAGGGCUCCAGGAUGAGGACAAAAUUCGUGCAUGGGUCGCCGCCGCCGUUAAGCAGGCCAAGUAGUUUUCUAAGAAGUGCCCAAAAAAGAAGCCAAGCUUAGCUUUAUGUUAUUAUUCGGACUUUCGAAAUAAAUGUUUAUAUAACCGUUGAAACAACAAA